Drosophila subobscura is the source of this 996-nucleotide messenger RNA. RefSeq lists its product as uncharacterized. NCBI's taxonomy places the organism in Eukaryota, Metazoa, Arthropoda, Insecta, Diptera, Drosophilidae. The record is from RefSeq and is a predicted model, not a curated record. The coding region runs from base 16 to 798 and encodes 260 amino acids. The transcript has a single exon.
AAUCAAUCUCGCAUCAUGGGUGAUCCAGCUGGAAGACACUUGAAUCUGUAUAUGUUUGUGAUACACACUGGCCUGCUGCUGUCAUACUUUAUCCUGUGCAGCAUCCUGCAAUGGAUGCUCCUCUGCAUCUACAUGAAGCACUCCCAUAUUGUGUACACGAUGGUCUGCUUCUUUGCCGCGCUGGUGCUGCUCACCUGCAUACACUUCAGUCAGUUCCUGAAAUACGGCAAGCCAUGGAACUAUGUGGCCAUCCUCUUUUGCUACGAACUCUUGACCCUGGGCGUCACCAGCUUCAUUGUGGACAGCAGCGUUGGCGCCGCAAUUGGCAUCGUUAUGGGUGCAAUUUGUCUAUGGGCCGGCGUACUGGCGGCUUGCUAUGCCCUCAUUCGAUUUGUAGGCUAUCCCAAUCCCUACACAUUGUCCGGCAUUGGCGUUGUGGGUCUGAUGAUUUCCAUGGUCAUGGUGGCUGUCGAUCAAGUACUAGACAGCCGCAUCUGCGGGGAAAUUGCUUUGGUCAUUGUAAUGAUUAGCGUCAUAAUUAUGAUGAUCUGCCAUGUGCUGUUGACCAACGACAGCAGCGAUCUGCUCAAGAAGGAGGACACCCUGCUGGUGGCCUUUGUGCUCUACAUUCAUUUUGUCAUCUUAAUGGUGACCAUCUUCAUUUUUGUCAUACGCGACAGGCGCUACAGCAAGCCAGCUGAAUCUCAAACGACUGUCAGCUCAGACACUUUCAGACGCGCAACAGAGGCCACACUGGAUCCAACUGAGAGUUUCAAAUAUUUAUGGCUAAAUGAUUGACGUGCUGGAAUGCCACUCGCCGCCCCCAGAUCAUCAUCGUUGAUGCCUUGGAGAUGCGCUCUAUAUGGUGCAGCGCACAUGAAUCAUCCGUCUAGCCUCAAUCACGUCCCUGACUCAUAAUGUCUACGUGACUUUUGGUGUCGAUCUGUAGCCGAUUUCCUCAUCUUUUUAACUGAUAAUAUUCGUACUUGGCUCAGA